Messenger RNA from Condylostylus longicornis, 2325 nucleotides. RefSeq names its product probable dual specificity protein phosphatase DDB_G0281963 (gene puc). Gene Ontology annotation, molecular function: MAP kinase tyrosine/serine/threonine phosphatase activity; protein tyrosine/threonine phosphatase activity. Bases 529 to 1908 code for a protein of 459 amino acids. Gene Ontology annotation, biological process: negative regulation of MAPK cascade; protein dephosphorylation. The record is from RefSeq and is a predicted model, not a curated record. Lineage: Eukaryota; Metazoa; Arthropoda; Insecta; Diptera; Dolichopodidae. The transcript has 4 exons. Gene Ontology annotation, cellular component: cytoplasm; cytosol.
AUACAACUUAAAUACUCUGUAAAAAUAAAAAAAAAAGCAGCAUAUAAAAUUGAUUAAUACAUACAUACAUACUUAUACAUUUUUGUGAAAUUUCAUGAAUGUAUUUGGAUAAUAUAAAAGUUUUUAAUAUAAAUUACAGUUUAUGAAAAAUAUGAAAAUGAUUGAAUUAAACCACUUAAUAUAUGUAGAUUGAGUUAUUCAAGAAGAAAAAAAGAAUAGCAAAAAAAAAUGCUUAUAUAAAUUUAAUAUUGAAAAUAUUAACAAAUAAUUUUCAUUUGCUACAAAAUAUAACCUCAAAAAGCAAAAAAAAAUAUUUAAUUAAUACAAAAUUUGUAGCCAUAACACUACUACUUAAACAAAAAAAAAUCAUUUAUCAAAUUAAUUAUACUUCUUUAUUAAAAAUAAAUAAAUAAUAAUAAAAAAAAAAAUAAACAAUAUUGUAACAUCAAUAUUACAUUUUACUAAAUUGUGGCCAGUGUGACUCAUAACGACAAUAUCGGUAACAAUAACAUAAAUAAUAAAAGUGAAAUGAAAAUGAGGAUAAAAAGAGAAUCACCGUGUCUGGUAUUAAGGUUUAUGCCAAUAAAUAAAUUAGGAAAUCACAAUAAGGAUUAUAAUAACAAAAGAACAAAAGAUCCAUCAACACCAUGUGAUGAAUACGGUAAUGGACGUGUACCAUUGUCAAGAAGUUGUUCUAGUCCAGCAAUAUAUGACAUUGAAUCACAUCCAGCAUCACCAGUUUUUCCACAUUUAUUAUUAGGUAAUGGACGUGAUGCUGUUGAUCCAACAUCUGUUGGAGCUAAUUGUGUAUUAAAUGUUACCUGUCAGCCACCACAAAAUACACCAAAUCCUAGUUUAAAAUAUAAACAAAUACCAGCUAGCGAUACACCACAUCAAAAUAUUAAACAAUAUUUUCAAGAGGCAUUUGAUUUUAUAGAAGAAGCACGUAAGAAAGGAUCAACCGUUUUAUUGCAUUGUCAAGCUGGCAUAUCACGAAGUGCAACAAUUGCAAUUGCGUAUGCUAUGCGUUAUAAAUCACUAUCAUUAAUUGAAGCUUAUAAAUUAGUUAAAUUAGCCAGACCAAUAAUAUCACCAAAUUUGAAUUUUAUGGGACAAUUAUUAGAAUUGGAACAACAUUUACGAGAAAAUGGUACAUUAGAACCACAAAGUGCUACACCACCACCAAUUCCAACUCAAUCACAACAUUUUGAAUUCAAUUGUAACACUAAUAAUAAUAAUACAAAUAGUAUCGAUAAUACAGAAAAUCAACAAGAAGAUGCCGAAAUGGAAAGCGAUAACGAUUAUGAUAUAGAUUCAAUGACAAAACAUAAAAAUCAAUUAAAUUUAAAAAAUAACAAAAGAAAUUUAUUUAGUAAUUAUGAAUGUACAUUAUCACCAACAUUAACAACAACAUCAUCAUCAUCAACAUGUUCAUCACCAUUUUCUGGUGCAUCAACAUCAUCAAUAUCAUCAUCAUCAUCACCGGCAGCUUUAUUAACACCAUCACCAUCAUUAUCAUCAUCAGUAACAUUAAACUCAAACAAUGGUACCUGUUUUCCAUUACCACCACCAAUUGGUAUAGAACAAAAAUUAUCGGCAGUUCAAGAAGAUAAAAUAUUAAAUAAUUUUAAUAUAAUGGGAACAUCAUCAUCAUCGGCUGCAGCAGCAGUAAUAGCAACAACAUCAAAACAUCAUAAUUUUAAUAAUCAUAAUAAUAAUAAUAAUAAUAAUAAUGAAAAUUGCGAUUCAGUAUCCGUUGAUAUAUUAAAUGGAAAUAGUAUGAUAGAUGAUGAUGUUGAUUCAGUUGUAGAGACACGUACAAUAGCACCGUUAACUAAUGAUGAAAUCACAUUAAAAAUAAUUAAUAGUAGAACAAAAAGAAGGCCUAGGCCGUCAUCUCUAAAUUAAAUUGGAAAGGCAUACAUUUAAAACAAUUUAUCUUUAAAUAAAACAAAAAAAAAAUUCAAAUACAUACAAUUGUAAAAUUUAAAAUAUUCAAUGAAAUGCAUAUAUAAAUUUGUUUUUUUUAUAUAAUUAUGUAAUAAAUUUUGUAUCACCAAUUCUACCACCAUUAUCCAGCUUAUUUUAAAAACAAAACGUAAAUUAUAAGAUUAUAAAAGUUAAAUAUUGAAUAGAAUAAGCGAAUUUUUAACGAAAAUUGUAAAUAGAAUAUUUUUUUUUAAAUCAAAAAUAUAAAAAAUAAUUUGAAAAUAACUACAUAUACUUGUAUAUAUGUGUGUUUUUCAAAAAAUUGACCUGACCUUAUUUUCGGUAUUAUCAAAAUUUUUAUUAUUUUCAAAAAUUAUAAAACACAACUAGAUUACA